AUGUUCCGUCUAACUAGCGCAAGAAGUAUCGCCAGGUCGGUCAAUCUAGUGUCCAAGCGUACCUACGCUGAGGCUGCAAACGACUUUUUGAAGCUACAAUUUGCUCUACCUCACGAAACUCUAUUCGCAGGCUCCAAGGUCACCCAGGUGAAUCUACCAGCUCAAUCCGGCCAAGUUGGUAUUCUUGCCAAUCACGUGCCCACUGUUGAACAGCUCUCCCCAGGUGUUGUGGAGGUAUUCGAGGGUGGCUCAUCCAAGAAGUUUUUCGUUUCCGGCGGUUUUGCCACUGUUCAGCCAGACUCUACUCUAUCGGUGAACUCCGUCGAAGCGUUCCCACUGGACUCUUUCUCCUCCGAAAAUGUCAGAUCUCUGAUCUCUGAGGCCAACAAGAAUGUUUCGUCUUCCGACGAGAAGGUUGCCGCUGAAGCUGCCAUACAACUCGAGGUUUUGGAGGUGCUACAGGCCGCUCUUAAAUAA
This is a messenger RNA of Lachancea sp. 'fantastica', 477 nucleotides long. The record is from the annotation of a GenBank genome assembly. Lineage: Eukaryota; Fungi; Ascomycota; Saccharomycetes; Saccharomycetales; Saccharomycetaceae.